AUGCUCCGGAGAGUUAUUCUUAUGGUAAAUUUCAUGCAGCAGUCGCUGAAUGUGCGAACUCGAUUUGUGACACUUUCAAGCGUUCUUCCUCAACAGGAAGGAAAUCAUCACUCUCCUCGUCAUAGUCCAGCUCCUAGGCCCGGUAGACCAAAUAGACCUGUUAAUGGUGGCCAACAAGGGAGACCCCCAGCCCAACCCCGGUCACCGCCUCACGCACAGCCGGCGCCACCCGAUCAUCCAAAUUCACCAAUUGGUGGACAACUACCUCCCGGGGCUCGUGAUCAGAGGAGAUUCCCACCACAACCUCGGUCACCGCCUCACGCACAGCCGGCGCCACCGGAUCAUCCAAAUUCACCGAUUGGUGGACGACUACCUCCCUGGGCUCAAGAUUGA
Molecule: messenger RNA, 393 nt
Organism: Cylicocyclus nassatus
Lineage: Eukaryota; Metazoa; Nematoda; Chromadorea; Rhabditida; Strongylidae
Source: the annotation of a GenBank genome assembly